Molecule: messenger RNA, 2151 nt
Organism: Sardina pilchardus (European sardine)
Lineage: Eukaryota; Metazoa; Chordata; Actinopteri; Clupeiformes; Clupeidae
Gene: nt5c2l1
Product: 5'-nucleotidase, cytosolic II, like 1
Exons: 18
Coding region: 138-1736 (532 amino acids)
Molecular function (GO): 5'-nucleotidase activity
Source: RefSeq, a predicted model, not a curated record
UACACGCAACGGACCCGCGCCCAGUCGCACCCGACUUCUAAGCGGAGUAGUUGUUUACAAACGGCAACCUUCAGCUGGUUGACGCUAUUCUGUCCCUUUAAAUGUUGCCUGUUUGAAGUUCUGUUGCACCGUGCGGUAUGGGAAGCCUAACGCCUGAAACAAAUAGGAUCAUGGAUAAUCCAGAAACGCCAAAUAAGUUGGACUCUGAGGCAGUUGUCUUGCCUGAUUUGGGUUCAGCGAAGAAACAUUAUUUUAACAAGGUGUUUGUCAACCGCAGUCUGACGCUGGAGAACAUCAAGUGCUAUGGCUUUGACAUGGAUUACACCCUGGCCAUGUACAAGUCCCCGGAGUAUGAAGCCCUGGGCUUUGAGCUGCUCAGAGACCGGCUGGUGUCCAUUGGCUAUCCCCACGAGCUGCUCCGAUACUCAUAUGACCCAGAAUUUCCCACCCGUGGGCUGGUGUAUGACACCAUGUAUGGGAACCUUCUGAAGGUGGAUUCCCAUGGCAACAUCCUGGUGUGCACUCAUGGCUUCACCUAUCUGAAAGGUGAGGAAAUCCAAGAGUACUACUCCAACAAAUUCAUCCAGAGAGACGACACGGAACGCUUCUAUAUUCUCAACACUCUUUUUAAUCUGUCAGAGACAUACCUGUACGCAUGCCUGGUGGACUUCUUCACCAACUGCACGCGAUACAAAAACUGUGUGAGGGGCUUCCAGCAUGGAGAUCUCUUCAUGUCCUUCACAAGCAUGUUCCAGGAUGUCAGGGACGCUAUGGAUCACAUACAUGACACAGGCUCCUUGAAGGAGAGAACUAUAAAGAAUUUGGAGAAGUACGUGGUCAAAGACCCGAGGAUCCCAAUUCUGCUGAGCCGUGUUAAAGAAGUGGCCAAAGUGUUCCUGGCAACAAACAGCGACUAUAGGUAUACUGAGGCCAUUAUGAUUUAUCUGCUAGAAGGUCCAAGGACUAGCCCACAAAAGAGACCCUGGCGGACUUUCUUUGACCUGGUCGUUGUGGACACACGGAAACCCUUAUUCUUCGGUGAGGGGACAGUGCUGCGGCAGGUGGACACGCUGUCGGGAAAGCUCCGCAUUGGGACAUAUACAGGAGAUCUGCAACACGGAACGGUCUACUCAGGAGGCUCCUCUGACAUUGUGUGUGACUUGCUGGAUGUGAGGGGGAAGCAGAUUCUGUAUGUGGGAGACCACGUCUUCACAGACAUCCUCAAGUCCAAGAAGCGGCAGGGCUGGAAGACGUUCCUAGUGGUGCCCGAACUCAUCAAGGAGCUCAAAGUCUGGACAGAGGAGAGAUAUUUGUUUGAGGAACUGAAGAGUAUGGAUUUCUACUUGUCUGAGUUCUACAAACAUAUGGACAGUGGUAGCCCAGAGCGGCCAGACAUCAGUGCCAUCCAGACCAAGAUGAAGAAAGUGACGUACGGUAUGGACUUGUGCUACGGCAAGAUGGGCAGUUUGCUGCGCUUCGGCUCGGCCAAGACGCUGUUCGCCAGCCAGCUGCUCCGCUACGCCGACCUGUACUCGUCCACCUGCCUCAACCUCCUCCACUACCCCUUCAGCUACGCCUUCAGAGCCCCUCUCGUCAUGAUGCCCCAUGAGUCGGCAGCCGACGCCAUCAAAGAACGCUCCUCCUCCUCAGAACACUCACUGUCCAAUCAUACGCUCAAGAAGGUGGACAUCAAGAACACCCAUCAGGAGAGCCCAAUAGCAUUAACUGAGACAUGAGGAUGUUUGUGUGUGUGUGUGUGUGUGUGUGUGUGUGUGUGUGUGUGUGUGUGUGUGUGGGUUAAUGUUGAUAACAGUAUGAGUCUCUAAGUGUAGGCUAUUAGUUGAGAGAGAAAGAGAGAGUGAAUGGCUGCAUGCUUUGAAUUGAAUGGAUUUUUUUGUGCAGCAUCUUUACAUACUGGGGCUGGAGAUGAUCACCUUUUGUGCAUACGGUCAUUUGGUUGGGUUAGUGUUCUACUAACCUCAGCUGAAUUAGCCAUGUGUCUGUGACGGUAUUUUCAGAAUAGUUGUUACUUGCUAAUAUAAGAAAAUUGUAUUUUUGAAGAGUUUAAUUGAAGGUAGUUUGUUACAUUUGUUACAGUGAAUUAACAAUAUGUUUGUUUGACUUUGUUGACUAAAUGUCUUUAUAAAUGGC